CAAUGUUUCUCAGAAUAUUUGGAAUAUUCCAUAGGUCAUUCUUAUAUAUUUAUCUUAUGUUAGUGGAAUAUUCGACUCCCGUACAGCACCGAAGCUUUCAGAAACAUUUUAGAAAACAUUGUUGCAAUGUUUCUGAAAGCUUUGGUGCUGUAUGGGAGUCGAACAUUUCACUAACAUCGAUAAAUAUAUAAGAAUGACCUAUGGAAUAUUCCAAAUAUUCUUGAGGAAUAGUCUUAAAAUGUUGAUGGGAGUGUCUUGUGCUAUCCGGGGAUCGAUUAGAAUUCCAUAGGUCAUUCUUAUACAAUUUAUCUUAUGUUAGUGAAAUGUUCGACUCCCGUACAGCACCAAAGCUUUCAGAAACAUUGCAACGUACAUUGCAACCAUGUUUUCUAAAAUGUUUCUGAAAGCUUCGGUGCUGUACGGGAGUCGAAUAUUCCACUAACAUAAGAGGGUGCAUAAUAAUUUCGUCAAUGGCUGUACCCCCGAUGCACCGGCGUGUGUACGAUGCACGCAGCUGCGAAUUAAACGAGGUAAGUCUAAAUAAAAGUUGACUCGUCAAUACAAAUGUUAAGGCGUAAAAAGGCGUCGCAAACUGAGGGUUGAUUCUGUACCUUACCCUACAGUAAAAAUGCUAAAAGCGAGUAUAGCUUUGUCUCUUUCCAACCGUUCUCUUAGAAGAAGACAAAGCCGCUCACUUUUAACAUUUUCACUAUAUUGCAAGAUACGGAAUUGACCUCCUGAUGUGGGUAAGCGAUUAACGCGGGUAGAGGUAAUGCAUGUUUACUUCGCAAAUUCGAAAAUGGGAGGGAAAGGAAUCGCUGAGAUAGGCGCGCGAUGUCCGGGGGCGAUGCGAAACUAUCCGUCGGUCACGACGCGCAACAAUGGCCGCUCCCAUGGUUACGUGCACAUGCAGAACCUGUUCCAAGACUCGCGUAACGCUCGAGAGAAUCUUCAGCGUCCUAGACACUUACGGCUGGUUGUUAGACUCGUACGUCGUGGACUUCUUCCAAGAGCAACUGUGGGAGAAACUGCCGAGCAGCUGGAGGAGCACGCUGCAAACCGUGUCGCCCGACGAGUUCGGCAAGUGGUUAGCUGGCGACAUCUCGUGCUCUCGCGUAUGGCCACUGUCGCUGCUCGCGCUUCGACAGGUCGCUAGAAAUUUGCAGCUGAAUAGAGAUCAUCGAGAUGACGGGAGCGCCUGGCGAUGCGACGGGGGGAAAAAGUUCAAAUGCAGUUCGGAAAGUUCCGCCUUGGGAGAUAAGGAUGAGGGAUUGCGCGACACACCCGCUGCGAGCAGGCACGACAAUCUCUUUCUGAAGCACGUUAAACGAAAGAAACGGCACGAGAUACAACAAAUAGCGCGGAUAUGCGCGGACUGUGCGCGCGACUCCAACGCCAGGUGCAUUGUGGACGUUGGCGCGGGCGUGGGUCACUUGGCGCGAUCCUUGGCGUUUAAAUACGACCUACACGUGAUAUGCAUCGAACAGGAUGCAUCACUGUCACAGCAGGCCAGGAAAUGGGAUAACGAAUUGUUAAUGACCCUGUCUAAACAUUUGCCUGACUUGCCAGCAAACGCGCCGCAACACGUGUCGAUCAAACUGGGAAAUAUCAACGCCGAUCAGUCAGGGGCGAUCAGGGACAUACGGGGGAUGUUCCCCGAUAGCUUUAAUUUGACCGAGAAGCAAUCCGAGUUCGGCGUUGUCGGGCUGCAUCCAUGCGGAGAUCUCGCGGCCACGUUGCUGAGACUUUACGCGUCUCCGUGCGGGCCAAAAUUCAUUUGCAUCGUGGGGUGCUGUUACAUGAAGCUGACGUUGGAAAAUCCAGCGGAUAUUUCAAACGGCUAUCCACUCAGUAGAUAUCUGUCGUCAUUUGCAAAAUGCAAAUUAUCUUACACAGCGCUAGAAGUGGCGUGCCAUGCUAUCGAGAGUUACUGCGAUAAGCUAAAAACUGGGGACUAUGAGGAUCUAAUAGUGCACGCUUACAGAGCCGCUCUAGAGACCAUUUUGAUAAAACGAAGCAGCCAGCUGCGUCGCACUCAAGUGAGGAACGUUAAAGUAAAGACGAGAUCCGUUACCUUUGAACAAUACUGCGCGGCCGCAACCGCAGACUUCGAGCCGAAUCACCGACCCGGAGGCUCGGACUUUCAAAAUCCGCGGAUAAAGUCUUAUCUGAGCCAGUGGCGGCAGAUUGUGAUAUUUGGAGCGUUGCGUACGAUGUUGGCACCUUUGGUGGAGACCGCGGUGUUGCUGGACAGAUUUCUGUAUCUUUCCGAAAGUGAUUUAUCUCCAAUACUGAAGCCUAUUUUCGACCCCAGAUUGUCUCCUCGAAAUUUUUUACUGUUCUCAGUGAAAAAUACCGAACAAUCGCCCUGUUGAUUAUGUCAGAAUUUUUUAAUACUUUUUACUAAAAUAUAAAAAUCAAUUAUCGAAUUAAAUUGAAUGUCAAUUUGAUGAAUCCUCUCUUGUUGAUAAAAAAGUGCCCGUAAAAGAUCAGUCGAUGAGAAUUCUUCAAAAAUUUCCAAAACCAAUUUUAGUCGCACCUUUACCGAGAAAGAAGGAUUUAUUGCGGAACAUGGGCCAAACUCUCUUCGACUCUGGUUGUCGCGACAACUUCCGGGAAUUAUUAAGUACCGGCCGUGUGCCCAACAUCUGUACGAGAGAGAAAGGUGAAACGGGAAGCACACGUUUGCAUAAGUGCAUAAGGAAUUUGAUUAAUCCACUUCCUUAUGUAUUUGCUUAUGGAUCAAUCAAUUUCUUUAUGCAUACGCUUAUGCCAUGCACUCAUAGACUUCUAUACUAUAUACUACUAGACUGCUAGCUUCGAGCUAAAAAGGGAAGCAAGAGCACCGCCAUAUCUUGUAGGGCAAAUAAAGUAGUAAAUGCCUUUGCACGUAAAAACGUGUUAACCGUAACCGUAAUUUUAGUCCGUGCAACCCAACUAAAAUUCCGUAACCUACGGAAUUAUACUUGGAUUGCUCCAUUUGUCUGUACGUGUUGAAAACUACGAUUACGGACUAAAAUUACGGUUACGGUUAACACCUUUUUACGUGCAAAGGCCUUAAGUUUUUAAGCGGAGGGAGCACAAACUUUUGCAUAAGUGCAUAAGCAGAUACAUAACGAAUUUGACUGGUCCAUUUCCU
Messenger RNA from Vollenhovia emeryi, 3139 nucleotides. RefSeq names its product protein RRNAD1-like. The transcript has 8 exons. Lineage: Eukaryota; Metazoa; Arthropoda; Insecta; Hymenoptera; Formicidae. The record is from RefSeq and is a predicted model, not a curated record. Bases 882 to 2375 code for a protein of 497 amino acids.